This is a messenger RNA of Camelus dromedarius (Arabian camel), 1282 nucleotides long. RefSeq names its product ureidoimidazoline (2-oxo-4-hydroxy-4-carboxy-5-) decarboxylase (gene URAD). Bases 432 to 953 code for a protein of 173 amino acids. Gene Ontology annotation, cellular component: peroxisome. Lineage: Eukaryota; Metazoa; Chordata; Mammalia; Artiodactyla; Camelidae. The record is from RefSeq and is a predicted model, not a curated record. The transcript has 4 exons. Gene Ontology annotation, biological process: allantoin metabolic process; urate catabolic process. Gene Ontology annotation, molecular function: 2-oxo-4-hydroxy-4-carboxy-5-ureidoimidazoline decarboxylase activity.
CCUUCAUCAGAUUUUUGAGUGGAUCCAUGACUCCUGCCCCCAGACUGAGUGAGGGACAGCUGAUGUGGACUUCUGCUGGCUUCCCUGAAGCAGUCCUUUGCUUCUGUACCCUUCAUCCUUUGAAGCUCACCAUCCUUCAUCCCACAAGCUUGUAAACUUGGAUUUGUCCUCAUCCCCUUGCUGCUCUCAGAGGACCUGAGAACCGCCAGGCUCCAAGCCCAGGCCAGAGGACCAUUGGUGGGGGAUCCUCCGUGUGCAGAAAUAAGAGGACUCCAGGUCCGAUUCUCCCAGAGGCAUUUAAAACAUGCCAAGCUGGUGUUGCAUAAAAGACAAGCUUGUGCGUUCGGCAAAUAUAACCGGUGAGCAGAGCCGCGCCGCUCACUCGCCCAGUGGGGGACUGAAGACCUGCUGCCUCUUGUGGGACACAAGCGAUGGACAUUGAGAAGGUCAACUCCAUGGACUUCAGAGAAUUUGUGGAUGUGUUUGGGAAUGUCAUCGAGAGAUGUCCUCUGAUCGCAGCCGCUGUGUGGUCCCAGCGCCCAUUCUCUAACUUGGAAGAUUUAGAGAAGCACUUUUUUGCCUUUAUUGAUGCUCUCCCGCUGUCAGGCCGAGAGGGCAUCCUGCGCUGCCACCCGGACCUGGCGGGCCCCGAGCUGCAGCGGGGCACGCUCACCCCCGAGUCGCAGCGGGAGCAGAGCGGCGCGGGCCUGAUGAACCUGGGCGCGGCCGAGCGGCUCCGGCUGGCCGAGCUCAACGCGCGGUACCAGGCGCGCUUCGGCUUCCCCUUCGUGCUCGCCGCGCGCCUCAGCGACCGGGAGGCGGUGCCGCGGGAGCUGGCGCGCCGGUUGCGCUGCCUGCGGGCGCAGGAGCUGAGCACCGCCAUGGACGAGGUGAAGAAGAUUGGCCGCCUGCGUCUCGCCGACCUUCUCGGGAGCGACUUCCCCAAGCCGUAGCGGGACCCGGGACCCCGGACGCACAUCGGGACGCGCGGGGGCCGCGGCUGCACGCGGUGUGCCCGGAACGGCGUCCGCACCCGCGCACAUAGGCCACGGAGAAUUGAAUCGCACAAAUAAUGAACCCUUUUGUCCACCUACCCUUAUGCGCACGCUUUGCUGAAAUAUCCAGAUAGUUUCGUGCUUUGCCCCCGAUUUAUCUAGCUCACUGCUUCAAUUCUUCACUCCUUUGCGGCCCAUGACACACCAGCCUUUGUGGAUUCCAAAGCGCUUAUUCAGCCCUUUUGGUUCCCCCACCCUCUCCUGCUAAGCCCGAACCGCAAAGUAAA